Messenger RNA from Photinus pyralis (common eastern firefly), 4870 nucleotides. It is a transcript of the gene mal, whose product is annotated as molybdenum cofactor sulfurase 3. Gene Ontology annotation, molecular function: molybdenum ion binding; molybdenum cofactor sulfurtransferase activity; pyridoxal phosphate binding. Gene Ontology annotation, biological process: Mo-molybdopterin cofactor biosynthetic process. The coding region runs from base 211 to 2514 and encodes 767 amino acids. Lineage: Eukaryota; Metazoa; Arthropoda; Insecta; Coleoptera; Lampyridae. The transcript is spliced from 12 exons. The record is from RefSeq and is a predicted model, not a curated record.
AGUUAAGACAAGGAUUUCUAAACAUCAAUUUUAACGAUAUUAUAAAGUGACUAGGUACGCUUUUUCUCUAGGUAUAUGAGUUAAGUUGUUAAGUCAUCGGCUAUACUACAUCCUGUGUGCGAAGCCUAAUAAUGAAUAAAAAGCAAUGACGGGCAUUUCAGCGUCCGACAAACAAGUUACCUAAUAAUUCCUUAGUUGUUAAAAAAAAUAAUGGCUAAAUUGGAAGCCAAAAAAGUGCCUUACAUUCCAGUGUAUACAAGUGAGCAAGAGGCGUUAAUAAACGGCGAAUUUCUGCGUUUCAAAGAUGAGGUUUACUUGGAACAUGCCGGGGCAACUUUGUAUUCAGAAAAGCAACUGGCGAACGUAUUUUCUGAUCUCACCCUCAACACGUAUGGUAACCCCCACGCCAGGAACACAUCGAGCAAGCUUUGCGAGGACCAAAUAGAUCAGAUGCGUUUUCGGAUAUUGGAACAUUUCAACACAAAUUCGGACGAGUACAGCUUGAUAUUUACCUCAGGGGCGACUGCUUCUCUUAAGCUAGUAGCUGAACAUUUUACAUUUGAUGACGACGGCAUUUUUGCGUACUUAAGUGACAAUCACACAUCGGUGUUGGGUAUGCGUGAGUUUGCCCCCAAUAGUACGGCACUGACACCUAAUGAGGCAAUGGAAGCAUUUUCGAUCAAUAACAAAUAUAAUGAAGAGGGAAAUGCGAGCUCGCUCUUUGUCUAUCCAGGGCAGUGCAAUUUUUCAGGAAAGAAAUACCCACUGUCUUGGAUACGCGAGGUGCAAAGAGGUGCCCUGGCCUGGAUGAAACCUACUAAGUGGUACUGCAUGCUCGAUGCUGCCGCGUUAGUGUCCACGAAUGUUCUGGACCUAUCGAAAUAUAAACCGGAUUUUGUAUGCGUAUCGUUUUACAAAAUAUUCGGAUACCCGAGUGGUUUGGGUGCACUUUUAGUAAAAAAUUCUUCAGCUCAUGUACUGAAGAAGAAGUAUUUCGGCGGCGGAACUGUUUUAAUGGCUCUAAGUUUGGAACAAAAGCAUGUUUUGAGGAAUCAACUGCAUGAGCGUUUUGAGGAUGGAACUGUACCAUUUUUAUCCAUAAUGGCUUUAAAGCAUGGCUUUGACACCCUGCAAAGAUUAUCGGUAACGAUGCGCGUUAUUUCGCACCACACCUUCGCCCUGGCACGCUAUGUUUAUGACAGUUUGAAGCAGAUGCGUCAUAAUAAUGGCGAACCUGUUGCAGUAUUGUACCAUGAUAGUGACUUUCAUAGUAUUGAUUCUCAAGGUGGCAUCGUAAAUUUUAAUUUAUUAAGGGACACCGGACAAUACGUGGGAUAUGCCGAGGUUCUCCACAUCGCGAAUUUGUUCAAAAUUCAUUUGCGUACCGGCUGCUUUUGUAAUCCAGGUGCUUGCCAACGGCACUUAAAAUUAACAACGGAAGAUGUAAAAUACCACUUUCAGUCCGGUCACGUUUGUGGAGACCAAAACGAUCUCGUUGAUGGUUACCCGACGGGAUCAGUACGUAUAUCUUUCGGGUACAUGUCUAGUAAACGAGACGCGAACGCAUUUCUAGAAAUGAUCACAGAAUGCUUUGUCACAGCACCUUCGAAUCCACAGGUGUCUACUCAACGACUUUCUCGGGUAAGCGAUUCCUGUAGAAAAUGGCACGGAGUAUUAGAUCGUAUUUAUUUAUAUCCCGUCAAAUCUUGUGGAGCGUUUCAGGUCAAGGAUAGUUGGCAAAUUGUAAAUACAGGGCUUAAGUACGAUCGAGAGUGGAUGAUCGUGAACGCCGUCGGAGUUUGCAUCACCCAAAAGCAAGACGCUCGUUUAUGCAUGAUAAAUCCCAUUAUUAACUUGGAAAUGGAUACUCUGGAGCUGCAUUAUGAUGGAUUUGAAAAAAUCACUCUUCCCUUAAACGUGACGCGACAUAAUCGGGUUUCGUCUCUUAAAUGUCAAAGUAAAGUGUGCGGAGACAGAGUCUUAGGUUGGGAUUGUGGAAAAAAAGUCGCAAAUUGGCUUAGUGAGGUUCUAGGGUAUGAAGGUUUGCGAUUACUAAAACAAUGUAGCGAUAACAACGAAAUAGGCAGAAGCGCAGAUGAUGGCCAAACGUCGUUAUCUCUGGCAAAUCAAGGGCAAUUUUUGCUCAUUAAUAGAGCAAGUGUUGAUUGGUUGGCGGAUUGUAUACGUACUGAUUACCUCAAUACGGAUAAUCUAUUGAUGAGAUUUCGACCAAAUUUGGUCGUUUUGCUUCCGGAGCCCCUAGUAGAGAGAAAUUGCAAGAAGAUAAAAGUCGGGAAACUGAAUUUAAACUUUGGUGGACACUGUACCAGAUGUCAAAUGGUUUGUAUUGAUCAGGCAAGUGGGGAAAAGUCACCAGAACCCUUGAAGACCCUGUCGAAGAUGUUCGGGGGAAAAAUUAUGUUCGGAAUUUAUUUAAGCAGUUUAGAAUCUAGUCGGGUCACCAUGACUAUAAAUGACCGUGUUGAAAUUCUAGCUAACGAAGAAUACAAUUAAUCGUGAAAGAAAUGAUGAUUAUUACACAUUCAAUGAUUACACAUAUGUAUCAUAACUUUGACGCGCACUUACAAUCGUCAAAUCCUCUAAUCUAAUUAUCAGUUUUGGUGGGUACUAUAUGUAUGUACCUCAAAACCAUCACGGCGUGUUAGUUGUUGGUAUGUGAUACUUAAGUUCAGCUAGCGUUUGUGUUAGCCGCACAUACAGAUGUCCUCCACGAGCCCAAUGUUAUGCAGGUGAUAGUUGAGCACCCAGUACCCCGUAAUGCUGUAUCGUGACAUCGAUAAAAUAUGCAAGAUGACCAUGGGCAAAAAUUACGUACAAAAAAAGAACGGUUUAUUAGGAACAUUAAUAGUUAUAUUCUUGCGGAUACAACUUCAUCGUAUUGCCAACUUAAAUCUAGUUGCAACUUAAAACUACUAACAAUUCAAUAUAAGUACUACACGUAAGGAGACCGGUGAUCUUCCUAAUCUGGCUUCUAUUCAGUUUUAGAAGUUUAGAAGACUCCAAUUUGCCAAGGCGCCCUGCUAAAACUUGUUACUUGUUGCCACUGAGCCUGGAAUUGACUGGUCACCCAGUCUUUAAUCCUGUCCCUAACAACGGAGGGAGCAAUCCCUAGGGUAGGCUCGGGCCCGAUGAAUACCCCCACCACUGCCUUCACGAGCCAACUCGUUCGCCAUUUCGUUGCCCCCUAUUCCGCAGUGUGCUGGCACCCAGAUCAAUCAAGCUUACCCUCGAGCUUACCCUAUUAGAUCCACAUAAUCUGUCAAGAGUUCGCCUGCAAUCAAGCGCCGUAGCUGAUCGGAACCUGUCUGCUAACAGGGCCCUCAGCGCCGCCUGACUAUGACUGCAUUUGUAAAUAUGCUCGUAAAUAUGCUUAUUACGGUAACCUCUUGCAAUAAUGAUAUGUAAGCGUGCUGAUUAAUAAAAUGGACAAAUUACAAUUGUAGAUUAAUUAAUAUAUAAUCUUGAAUAUCCAACACAACAAUAGGCAAUGCCAAAAUUUGGGUUUGAUAGAUUCACAAUUCUCCCCCCCCCCCCCCCCCGAGUAUACGGGUUAUACUGUAGAUUUAAAUUUAGAAGGCGGUAAGGCUUUGACAUCCAUUGGAAGGCAGUUGAAUAGUGCUUGCGCCUGAUAGAUGGAUCCCUUUUGAGAGAGUGAAAGUCCGCAAUAACGGAUUUGAAGAUUACGGAAGUGCCUUGUAUAUUAUUAUAAGAACUAACACUUGUAUUCAUUAUUCACUUCGAUAACGUUCCAUUGUGUUUGAGUUAGGUACGAGUACAUGUUUUAAUUGGGAAAAUUCCUAAGCAGUUUAUUUUUUGUAUUUACGGGUUAACCUUUAGUCUGGAGUAAAGCAAGUCCUACUUAAUCUAUCAUCUUUAAACUUAUUUUUGGAAAACUUACAACAUAGGUUACGAUAUAGCGAUAAACUUAGUUGUCGUGAGAUGACAUUGAUGCUUCUACUGCACUUAACAAAAACAAUCGUAUUUUCGCCGGACAAAAAUGUGACACGAUGAGCAAGGUGGAGAAACACAUAAAACGAGGUGCAUUACUGAUCGACGACGUUAAAGGUGUUCUUAACGCUUACAAAAAUAUUAUCAAAUGGAAAGACGGUUGCAAAGUGCUAGAUUUUGGAUGUGGGACAGGUAUCAUCACCAAAAACCUUCUCCUUCCCAGUUUACCAGAAUCAACACAACUGGUGGUUGGCGUUGAUAGAAGGUCCAAACUAAUAUACAACGCAAAUAAACACAACCCACCGGGAUCAAUUCUUACAUUUCGUGUAGGAGAUAUUUUAGACCACCCUGAUAUACGAGAUUUUGAUUACGUUGUUUCAUUCGAUUAUCUCCACCAAGUUUCAGAUCACAAGAGUGUACUGGCGAAUGUGAAGAAAGUGCUAAAACACCACGGUGAGGUGUUCUUUCAUUUUUCGGCGGCCACCAACCUGUUUAAUAUUUGCAACUUAAUGAGUCAAGACGAAAAGUGGAGAAUGUACUUGAAAAAUUUUCAGACACGUUCAAGCCCUUAUGAAAAUUCCAUUGAUAUUAAAAAGGACAUUGAGAUCCUGUUCAAACAUUUGGGUUUCCAAGUAUACACUUGCAGCGUCCACGAAAAGUUACACAAAUUACCCCUCUUUGAAGCGAUACCUGUUGCAAUUUCGCGUUGCGGUCUCGCAAUACCAAAACACCUUAUUGAUGAUUUCGCAAAGGAUUUUCUUAAUUAUAUGAUCAAGUUUAACUAUAAUGAGGUUGACGAGCAUAAUAUGGAGUACAUGAUUUUUAGUUGUCAAAUAGCUGUAGUGUAUGGUAAAAAAACUGCACAAGAUGAAUGAACAUUACAGUAAAUCCUGUAAUUGUA